AUGGCCGAGCCCUCAGAGCGAUGGGAACGGGAACGGCCGAGCCCUCAGAGCCCCGGGAGCGGGAAAGGCUAUGGCCGAGCUCUCAGAGCGAUGGGAACGGGAACAGCCGGGCCCUCAGAGCCCCGGGAGCGGGAUUUGUCUCCUGACAUAAUGAAAUCUGCAUACAGGAUCUAUGGGUCAUCUUCAGGAUCAGUUAUAUCUUCACUCGGACUAUGUGGAUGUGAUGUGGAUGAGGUAAAGGAAUAUUUCCUCAGUCAUCUAAAAACCUCUUUCUGGGGCCUGGUCCCUGGAAGAGGGAUACAGAGACUAUUAAAGGAUGCCUUACAAAAAUUCCUGCCUCCAAAUGCUCACGAGCUGUUGUCUGGAAAGCUGCACAUUGUCCUCACCCGUCUGCACGACUGGAGAAAUGUGACAGUAUCUGACUUUGCCUCGAAGGAGGAGCUGAUUCAGGCUGUGAUGUGCAGCUGCUAUGUCCCGGUGUAUUUUGGUUUCUCCCCUCCAACAUACCGUGGGGUGCGCUACGUGGACGGGGAGCUGGCCAUGUGGAGAGCCAACUUCGUGUCCCGCUCCACCAUCACCAUCUCUGCCUUCGCCGGUGAAUAUGAUAUCUGCCCCAGGGAUGGCCCAGCUGCCUUCUUGACCUUCCAGCUCGCUGAUUGUAUCAUGCAGAUCUCAAAAAUGAACAUCUGCCGAUUAAAGAACAUUUUAUUGGUUCCUAAACGUCAGGUCAUGGACCGCUUUCUUAUCGAGGGCUACCAGGAUACGGUCUCCUUCCUAAAGAGACUGAGGGAUUUCCAGGUGAAUUACUUUGAGGGCUUCACACUUUCCUUGGCCAAUGAAUCCAUUCAGAAAGGUGAGGAGACCCUGCUCCUGAAGCCACAAAUGAGGGUUCUUCACUCAAGAGCCACUGAUCGUGAGGAUGACACCGCAGAGAACUCAGGGAUCAGCCAGCAAAAGAUGAAGAAGAGGAAGCCCCACACCCCUUCUCCACCCCCAGCAAGGGCCAGCUCGGCCACAGAAGAGCAUUUCUGAGCCCGCUGCUGCCUUUGGUCCCAGGUUACGCUUUAAAGAGGCAAUGAGCAACUUGGAACCCAGCCUGAAGGCUGAGCCUGACCUGCCCUGAGGAGCACAUGGACUGUGCCAGCAAUGCCACAGCACAGGCAGGGCCACAGCCCCUGGAUGAUUCCCAUGAUCCACCUCUAGAGGAGGCAUUCCAGGCUGCUCCUAUCCCCACUGGUGCAGCUGGGCUUCCCACUUUGUUUCCUUAGGGUGAAACAAGCUCCUGCACAAGAUGAUUCCAAUCAAUGCCUAGCUUUGCCUCUAUCUAUUGCCUCUGACACAACCUUGGUUGCCAUUAGCUCCAAGCUCAUGUCUCCAAGAGGAGACAGCAUCAGCCAUGCUUGCUUGAAAAGAUGAGAGAUUAAUAAAGCAAAACCCAGCUGAUUUGAAUACUGAA
This is a messenger RNA of Parus major (Great Tit), 1456 nucleotides long. Its product is annotated as patatin-like phospholipase domain-containing protein 1. Gene Ontology annotation, cellular component: membrane; lipid droplet; cytoplasm. The transcript has 8 exons. The record is from RefSeq and is a predicted model, not a curated record. The coding region runs from base 1 to 1032 and encodes 343 amino acids. Gene Ontology annotation, molecular function: triacylglycerol lipase activity. Lineage: Eukaryota; Metazoa; Chordata; Aves; Passeriformes; Paridae. Gene Ontology annotation, biological process: triglyceride catabolic process; lipid homeostasis.